CUCAUUGCCAUGUCUAGUCGCACUCGUGGUCUUCUUUCUCCGCUCCACGCCUUCUCUCUCUCGGCCUUUCUUUCCUAGCGGCGACGACAGGGCGAGCGGCGCCGCCCUUCCAGGUCUUCGCCGGCGACGAGCAUCCUACAGGUAAAGACCACCGAGUAUUAGGUGGAAGAAGAGAACUCUAGGCACUGGGGGAAGGACUCCAGUCUCAAUUGGGGGUUGUGAAUUAUGAUCCGCUAUGAACCAUACCCUGGAACAGAUUUCGCUCCAAAGGGAGCAUAAUCCGAGGAGAACGGACAAGGGAGGCUGUGAGAAGAGAGGGCCAUGGAGUUGGCCGAACAAUCAUUCUCUCUUCUCAGUAGCAAUGCGCUGCCUCUCUGGGCUACAAUCAUCGCCGGCGUUUUUGUCAUCAUCUCGCUCUCACUGUCCAUAUACCUGCUGUUCAAUCACCUGUCAGCCUACAAAAACCCAGAGGAACAGAAGUUUCUUGUCGGCGUCAUUCUCAUGGUGCCCUGCUAUGCAGUUGAGUCGUACAUAUCAUUGGUAAAUCCAUCAAUAAGUGUUGAUAUUGAGAUUCUUCGAGAUGGCUAUGAGGCAUUUGCUAUGUAUUGCUUUGGGCGGUAUCUAGUUGCUUGCUUAGGUGGGGAAGAUAGGACGAUUGAAUUUCUGAAGAAGGAGGGCGGUUCAGGUUCUGAUGCACCACUUUUAGGCCAAGCAUCUGAACAGCGAUAUGUGCACCAUCCUUUUCCAAUGAAUUACAUGCUGAAACCAUGGCCUCUAGGCGAAUGGUUCUACUUGGUCAUCAAAUUUGGGCUAGUUCAAUACAUGAUAAUAAAAUCAAUAUGUGCUAUUCUUGCGGUAAUUCUUGAAUCCUUUGGGGUGUACUGUGAAGGAGAGUUUAAGUUGAACUGUGGGUACUCUUACACGGCUGUGGUUCUCAAUUUCAGUCAGUCAUGGGCCUUAUACUGUCUUGUUCAAUUUUAUGCCGUGAUAAAGGAUGAGUUAGCCCAUAUAAAGCCUCUUGCAAAGUUUCUGACAUUCAAGUCUAUUGUGUUCUUAACAUGGUGGCAAGGUAUAGCAAUUGCACUCCUCUUCAAUUGGGGCUUGUUGAGAGGUCCUAUCGCUCAAGAGUUGCAGUUCAAGUCAAGUAUUCAAGACUUCAUUAUCUGCAUAGAGAUGGGUGUUGCUUCUGUUGUCCACCUGUAUGUCUUCCCUGCAAAGCCAUACGAGCUAAUGGAUGAUCGUUUCGUUGGAGAUGUUUCAGUUCUUGGAGACUAUGCCUCAGUUGAUUGCCCUCUAGAUCCAGACGAAGUCAAGGAUAGUGAGCGGCCAACUAAGUUGAGGCUUCCCCAGCCAGAUGAUCGUGUGAGGUGUUCCACUGCCAUAAAAGAAAGUGUCCGUGAUGUUGUACUUGGAGGUGGUGAAUAUAUUGUGAAUGACUUGAAGUUCACUGUGAACCAUGCUGUGGAACCAAUCAAUGAAAAGCUGCACAUGAUAUCCCAGAACAUCAAAAAGCACGAGAAGGGAAAGAAGAAAACAAAUGAUGACAGCUGUAUCAAUUCUCCCACAAAGUUGAACAGGGUAAUCAGCGGGAUUGAUGAUCCUCUCCUGAAUGGGAGCCUGAGUGACAACAGUGGUCCAAAGAAAGCGCGAAGGCAUCGCAGGAAAUCAGGGUACAUGAGUGCAGAGAGUGGCGGAGAGAGUAGUGAUCAUGGCUUAGGUGGGUAUGAGAUCCGAGGGCAUAGAUGGAUUACUAGGGAGUGACAACUAAGAACAAUCUGUGGAGAUAAGUAUGAAUCUCUCACAAGAGUUGGCUUGUGGUGAUAGGUGAAAACUGAGCCAAGUAAAGUUACAUCAGACCUGUAGAGGGUCAGGGGUAAGAUGAGAUCUCUGCCAUGAUGUUGUAGUGCGGCUAAUAGAGAUGAGCAAUCAGCCUGUUGAUUCUUUGAGCUGACCAUUUCAGCUGUUGAGGCCUUGAUCAUGUAUUUAAGAUACAGGCUUCCUUAGAGCAAGUGUUGGAUAGAAGCAAUGUGCCUGUUCUGAAUAAACUUAUGGAGCAUAGCUAGUUCCCACGGCACCACUUGUAAAGCACAGGCUAGAAAUAAUUGCACAAAGAAUAAAUAUGUCUCAAAGUUGAGGCUUGAGAAGAUGCUCUGCCAGUCUA
This is a messenger RNA of Panicum hallii, 2161 nucleotides long. Its product is annotated as protein LAZ1. The record is from RefSeq and is a predicted model, not a curated record. Gene Ontology annotation, molecular function: transporter activity. Gene Ontology annotation, biological process: transport. The coding region runs from base 322 to 1761 and encodes 479 amino acids. The transcript has 9 exons. NCBI's taxonomy places the organism in Eukaryota, Viridiplantae, Streptophyta, Magnoliopsida, Poales, Poaceae.